UAGAAAGAAGAGCGACCGAAAUAAAACUGAGCAUUGGCAUGAGCUGUUAAGGUUGUUCGUUGGUGCAGUUAACGUUUGAACGUUGAUGUGUAUCAUUCUGCUUUAGUGUCGUUCUCUCACAGUAUAACCCAACGGAUUUUCUUCUCCCAUAAACAGUUUAAAAGCGAAAUUGUGCGCACAAUAAAACACACACCGAAAUCAAUAAACACAGCGAGAAAUAGCCGCAAAGUCCGAGUAUCAUAAAAAAAAAUCGUGCAAGUCGAAUUGUGAAUUUCGAUUGCAUUUCACUUUUCAUUGUGUGUAUUGUAUCGCAGAAAAAGUGUAAAUAUUCAGCGAUUGAACCAUAAAUUUUGGAACGCAAUUACCUGCAAUUAUUUAAUCUGAAAUCAGAAAAAUUGAAAAAUAAAUAAGAUAACGUUUAGAGAGAAAAAAAGGGGGCGAAGACUAAGAAGAUGUCGGCUGAUUCGGAAUUGAGUUCGAUUUUAAAUCGUCGCCAACAAAUUAACGAUGCAUUGGAAAAUGGUGAAACGGUGAAGCAAACAUUCCGUCCGGGCAACAUCUACACCGAAUUCCAUGAAUUCUCGCGCAAAGAGAUCAAAGAUUAUCAAGCCACAUUCAAUACGUACGAUAUUGGCAAUGAUGGAUUUUUGGAUCUGGCUGAACUGAAAGUAAUGAUGGAAAAAUUGCAAUCACCACAAACACAUAUCGGUUUAAAGGCAAUGAUUGCUGAGGUCGACGAAGAUCAAGAUGGCAAAAUCUCAUUCCGUGAAUUCUUGCUGAUUUACAGAAAAGCCAAAGCUGGUGACUUGGAUUCUGGAUCUGGUUUGAGCGAAUUGGCGCGUCUCACUGAAAUCAACGUGGAUGAAGUGGGUGUUGUUGGUGCAAAGAGUUUCUUCGAGGCAAAAAUCCAAGAGCAAUUCCUCACCAACAAAUUCGCUGAUGAAAUUCGCCAAGAGCAAGAAGAACGUAAACGAGCCGAAGAGGAUAAAUUAAUUCGUCGCCAUGAGUUUCAGCAACGUGCCGCCAUUUUUCAACAAAAUUAAUUUAAUCUCUAUCGUUAAGGUGUUUUCUCAUAUCAUUUUUGAAUCAUCGGUGUUACUUGAUCAAAAUUCAAUUUUUUUUCAAACGAUCUGUUUUUUCCGUUAUCUUGUGUAAUGUUUUUCCCAUACAAACCUAGUGUUUUUCUUUUUAGUGUUAAGAAUAUAUUCGAAUUCAAUAUUGUAAAUUAAAUUAUAACAUUUAUCGAAAGAAUUAUUGUAGUAAUAUAAGAUUUUAAACAGUAAUAUGUUUCAAAUUGAGCUAGUCGAAGAAUUGUAUAGAACAGAAGAAAGAAACAAACUAAUUUCAUGUUUAUUGCAUCUUGAUGUAUUUUAAUAAUGUAAGAAAAAUGAAACAAACAAAAAAAUAAAAUUGUGAAAACUGUUCAAUAAAAGUUGUCAAAAUGAAAAAA
Sitodiplosis mosellana (orange wheat blossom midge) is the source of this 1450-nucleotide messenger RNA. It is a transcript of the gene Swip-1, whose product is annotated as EF-hand domain-containing protein D2 homolog. Gene Ontology annotation, molecular function: calcium ion binding. Lineage: Eukaryota; Metazoa; Arthropoda; Insecta; Diptera; Cecidomyiidae. Bases 453 to 1043 code for a protein of 196 amino acids. The transcript has 3 exons. The record is from RefSeq and is a predicted model, not a curated record.